Messenger RNA from Fundulus heteroclitus (mummichog), 2967 nucleotides. Its product is annotated as potassium voltage-gated channel subfamily G member 4. The transcript has 3 exons. Bases 345 to 1916 code for a protein of 523 amino acids. Gene Ontology annotation, molecular function: delayed rectifier potassium channel activity; protein binding. The record is from RefSeq and is a predicted model, not a curated record. Gene Ontology annotation, biological process: potassium ion transmembrane transport; protein homooligomerization. NCBI's taxonomy places the organism in Eukaryota, Metazoa, Chordata, Actinopteri, Cyprinodontiformes, Fundulidae. Gene Ontology annotation, cellular component: voltage-gated potassium channel complex; membrane.
GAGGAGGAGGAGGAGGAGGGUCCUGCUGUCAGAGCCAGAGGAAGGUUCCAGGAGGGAUAACCGCGUUUACUGGCUCUGUUCAUGCGGGGAGCAGCGGUGUGAAGCGCGGAGACGAGCCCGGAGCUGAGGGGACCCUGCGGGCUUGGUGGCCGCGGAGCAGCGCUGCUGAUGCAGCUCCAGCAUGGAUGCAGCUCCACCUGAGGAGGAGCGGCUCGGUUCUGCAGGACGGAGCGGCUGCGCCCUGAAAGUUCCUUCAUCAGACUCGGUCUUCCUCCCUGCGGCUCUUCCCCGUUAGCUGGACCCCCGGGGCGCUCCCCCCCGCCCGUCUCCAGCCCGUCGCCAGCAUGCCCAUCAUCAGCAACGCCAACCAUGACUUCAGCGCGUACUCGUUCAGCAGCGACGACAGCAGCCUCGACCGCUUCUUCACGGAGAUCCCUGAGACGGAGACCCUGAAGGGCGUUUACUUCCAGCGGGCCCAGCUGCUGCGGGACCCCAAGGCCUCCUUCGUGGUGGACCACACCCUGCAGGUCCUCAUCAACGUCGGGGGGAACCGCUACACCUUCCCUUGGAGCACGCUGGAGCAGUUUCCCCAGAGCCGCCUGGGCCGCCUACGCUUCUGCACCAGCCCGGAGGAGAUCGCUCGGCUCUGCGACGACUACGACGAGACGUGCCGGGAGUACUUCUUCGACCGCAACCCCACCGCCUUCAGGAUCAUCCUCAACUUCCUGGCAGCGGGAAAGCUGCGUCUUCUGCGGGAGCUGUGCGCCGUCUCUCUGCACGACGAGCUGGACUACUGGGGCGUGGACCCGGGCCACAUGGAGCGCUGCUGCCGGCGCCGGAUGAUCACCCGCGUGGACGAGGUGGCGGAGCGCCAGCGGAAGGAGGAGGAGUGGAGGCAGAAGAGGAUGAAGCUGAAGAAGAGGCCGCCGCCGACAGAGAAAGGCUACCGCAGGCUGGUGUCGAUGCUGCGGGAGGUGAUGGAGAACCCUCACUCUGGGCUGGCCGGGAAGACGUUCGCCUGCCUCUCCAUCGUCAUGGUUCUGGUGACGGUCAUCAGCCUCUGCAUCAGCACCAUGCCGGACCUCAGAGACGAGGAGAACCGGGGCGAAUGCUCCCAGAAGUGUCGCAACAUGUUCGUGGUGGAGUCCGUCUGCGUGGCCUGGUUCACGCUGGAGUUCCUGCUGCGGUUCGUCAACGCUCCCAGCAAGCUGGCCUUCGCCCGCGGCCCGCUCAACAUCAUCGACGCCAUCGCCAUCCUGCCGUACUACGUGUCGCUGGUGUUUGAGGUGAAGGAGGAGUCGCAGGAGGACGCGGUGAUGGGCGCCGGCCGAGGCUACCUGGACAAGCUGGGUCUGAUCCUGCGGCUGCUGCGGGCGCUGCGGAUCCUCUACGUCAUGCGGCUGGCGCGCCACUCCCUGGGCCUGCAGACGCUGGGCGUGACCAUGCAGCGCAGCAUGAGGGAGUUCGGCCUGCUGCUGCUCUUCGUCUGCGUGGCCGUCACCCUCUUCUCGCCUCUGGUCCACCUGGCCGAGAGCGAGCUGGCGCCGUUCGCCGCCACGCACCCCCAGCACAGCUUCAGCAGCAUCCCGGCCUCCUACUGGUGGGCCAUCAUCUCCAUGACGACGGUGGGCUACGGCGACAUGGUGCCGCGCAGCGUCCCCGGUCAGAUGGUGGCGCUGGUCAGCAUCCUGAGCGGCAUCCUCAUCAUGGCCUUCCCGGCCACCUCCAUCUUCCACACCUUCUCGCGCUGCUACCAGGAUCUGAAGCAGGAAUACGAGCGGGUGUGGAAGCAGGAGCGACACGACGAGAUGAGCGAUCUCUCUCAGGAGGAGUUCUCCUCUGCGUCCAAAAAGGCAAACGACAGACUGACGUCCACCGAGACGCACCGGUCCACACUCCCCCCCGCCGCGUUCUGAUGCUGCCCAGAGACGGAGGAGGCGGUCACCAGGGCCGGGUCUUAGCAGACCGUUCACCCUUUAAACCUUCAGUCUGACUCCCAGACACGGCUGGAUGAGCAGGGACGUCCAGCUCCAGUCCUUAAGGGCCAAUGUCCUGCAGGUUUGUGAUUUAAAUCGAUGAGGUGUCUCUUCAGCAGCUCAGUUCUGCAGACGCUCAGUUAACGAAUCCUCGUUAGAUUGAAACGUGUAAAACCUGCAGGAUCCCGACCCUUGAAGACUGACUGGACACGCCACUGACUUCCAGUUCUGGAGUCUUCCUCUCAUUUCUUCCUCAUUAGAUUUAGUCUUGUUCAGUCCUGAAGCGCUAACCCUUUAAUAGGUGAAGAUCCACAUUUAAAAGAUGGAACAGUUAGAACCGCUGCCUCAUCAAGAAGGUCCAUUGGUUUAAAUCUGUUGGUCUGAGGGCUGUUGGGAGCACGUUCUCCUCCAGGUCCGCUGGUUUCCUCCCACCAUCCAACAACAUGUGUGUCAGCAUCCUACAAACCUAAUAUUUAAAUUUUCCACCAAGCGUAGAACCCGUUCUGUGUGUUUCCACCAGAAUAAGCUCCAGCUCUGGGCCAACCCAGCACCAGCUUGCUGCUGAACCGGAGGAAGGAUUUCAUCAGCAGCUCAUAAUAACCAACAACCUAAGAAAUUUAAAUGAACUCCACUUAAGGAGAAAAGCAGAACAAUCCAUCCAGGAUAUGUUGCAAGCUUAAGAUUCCGGUUCAUGUCAAACCAGACUCGUCUUAAUCUAAGCAUUUCUUAACUUACAUCGAUCCAAACAACAGACCGGCUGGAGGGUUGGGUCACUGACUCAUCUGACCGUUAGGGCCCUAUUAGGGGUCCAGACAGCCAUAGUUUGAUCAAUGUGACUACCAUUUAUAAGCCUCAUACUUCUAACCCACGGUCAGAACUGAAGCCCUUUGGAUCCAAAAACAAGAUUUCCUAUCAAGAUAUUUAAAGUCCUUGUGACUCCAGUGGUUGUUCUUCAUGUUGUAGACCCUUCUGCGUCUCUGCUCCAGCACAC